AUGCUACACCCUGUGUACAAGCUUGGCGGCAAGCAUCCGGACUUUCGGUUGCCGUGCCAAAGACUCAGCAGGCAAAGCUGGAGGUGUCGAUGCCCUGAAAGAUGGCUUGCCAACCGAUGUGGUGUUGACUACGGUUCAGCCGCAAGCACAGUCCAAGCUGGUGGCACCUUGACCGGCUACGGACACUAUGGGUGGAGCAGAAACGGCUUACUUUCUCUGCGCCAGCCACGGAGGAACUGGCAAGUGAGCGCCAGGAGGAUCGCCCUGAGAUCACGGCGCGAGUCAGCGGAUGCAAAGGCCAAGCUGCUUGGUUAUUUCGGCUGCUUUGCUGGUUCUGGCAACCUGGAGGAUGUAGUGGCGCAGAUUGGCCACCUGGAAGGCUUGAAAGUGCAAGCUCCUGGAGACCUUGUGCCUGGUCACUGGACGCUGAUAGGAGACACCGAAGGCUCCCGUCCUCCGGCAUUGGUCGCCGCCUGCUUCGGAGCGUCGUUGCAAGGCCAAGCCCUACGUUCAGUCUGCCUGAACAUCUCCAAAAACCUCGAGCUGAAGUGUCAGGCAGAUGUCGGCGACGCAGCAGGCAACGCAAAGACUUGGACCGCGCGCAUGCCUCUGCAAUUGGAUCUCCGAACUUUAUCCGCAAAUUCUACGCGGGUAACUGUUAGCUAUGUGGAUGAUGACUUUCUGGUGCUGCGGGAGAAUGACCCAUUCAGUUUUUUGGAAGGAAGGCUGCAGCGGUUCUACGUGAAACGAGAGGUCUACCUCCGAACGAGCUCCAGGCAACGCUUCUGGCGUGGCUUCUCGGGACUGCGAGAUAUGCUGCCACAGGUGCCACUCUGGCUGCUUUCUGCACUUCGCGGCCUCGGCGUGUUCGAGUCGACGACCAACCCACCACGGUAUGGCGAGUAUCAUUUCGUCCCAAAGGUUGAGAGCUUCACGGUCCUUUUCGACCCAGAACUUCUGCGAGAACCGGUGGCUGUCGUCCAGCUUGAUGGUCUGGAUGACACAGGGUUGCUCCUGUCCUUGCUGCAGUAUGUCACGCUUCAAUACACUCCGGCAGCAAGUCCGGCAAGUGCAAGCGCCAUGAGUGCCUCUGGCCUGGAGAUGCGAGCCUCAAUGUAUACUGGUAUGCUGUACAGUGGCUUGUUCUGGCCCGCGUCUUUCUUAGCAGCUUGCGCUGUUCUUCGGGCACUAGCCAAGAGGGCCACUGGCCGACCCAUCAGAGAUGUGCAUGUCGUGGAACUAGCGAGUGGGACAGGCCUGCCCUCUCUUGCCGCCCAUCGCUGCUCGGCCCGCGUCACGUGCACGGAUGUCUCACUCCUGGCACAUCGGCUCGUCCUCACGGCCGCGCAGAUGCAGCCUGGUGGUGAGAUUUCGACGCGAGUGUUCGACAUAUUGUUGGAUUCUCCAGAGCGUCUGCUAGAGAUGAAGCCAGACAUUGUUGUGGCGUCAGACUCGUUUUACGAAGAAGCACUUGCCGAAGCUCUUGGGAGGCAUCUCGGCACGGCUGCCAGGAGCGGAGCCACGGUCAUCGCCACAGACCCAUGGCGCAUGGAAGGGCGAGGCCAGACAAUCUUCCUAGACAGCUUUUGGAAAGCCAUGGCGCCAGCUGCGCAGCCAUCACAAGCCUCACAAGCCUCACAAGCCCACUUCGAGAAGCAGUGCAUCCCUGACCGUAUCUUGGAUCGGGGCUUGAACGCCAUGAAGUACGGUGGCCAAGUGGAUCGAUCCGUCGGUGUUUUCGAGUUCUAUGCGCAAAGCGAGAAUCAAGGCAAAUCAAUUGUCCUCUUCGCAAACGGCGACAAGUACAUAGGUGGUCUGCAAGCAGGGCGAAAGGAGGGCGACGGCAUGUACGUCUACGCAGAUGGCUCUGCGUACAAAGGCCCAUGGUCCGCAGAUUCUAUGGAUGGCGAGCCGCAUCCAGGUGGACACGAGGCCGAGUCCGAGCAGACUCGACGACUUCAUGACUUGAACACCAAGAACUCGGAGGCGGUGCAAAGCAUGAAGGCAAAGCUCCCAGGCGAACGCAAGCAGGCACCCACGGUGGCAAGAAUACAAGAUUAG
Symbiodinium natans is the source of this 2061-nucleotide messenger RNA. Lineage: Eukaryota; Dinophyceae; Suessiales; Symbiodiniaceae. The record is from the annotation of a GenBank genome assembly.